AUGAAGCCGCGACGACAGAACAGCGUGCCAGCGCAAGGCAGCCCGCACCACCUCGGCCACACGCGCAACAAAUCCAACAACCGCGCAACGUCCGUCAAACCCGGCCCGGGCUCCUUCACGCUCUCCCCCUCCCCCGCGCCAGCCCAGGCCACGGGCGCAGCGGCGAUGGCCCCCGAGCUGAAAUACGCGCAGAAUCUGAAAGUGCUCAAACGCGCUGAUCCGUCGAUCGAGAGUAUCGUGGAUCAGUUCUCGCAUGUUUGUAUCUACCAGUACGAUCUCGCCAUGAACAAGUGGGACAAACGUGGAUUCGAGGGCAGUUUCUUUAUCUUUGAACGACGCGCGUACCCGCCAUACGGGUUCUUCAUCCUGAACCGGAUGGGAAUGGAAGACUACGUGCAAUACAUGUACCCCGAAGACACCCUCAAACCGGACAACUCCCUCCUCUUAUACCGCAACUUCAAAGACUUCACAACCGAGCGCCUCUCCCGCGCACGUUCCCUCCCCCCACACGAGCUCAACCUCCCAAUGGAAACAUACACCAACUGGGCCGGCCGCGAGCCUGCACCCGACGACCCGCAGACGAGCUGGAAGUUGUUACCCGAACCGGAGCGUGAAGAGGGCGAGACGACUGGACUGUGGAUGCAUCCCGAGGAGGCGGGCGAUAGACCGGAUCUCAAGGCCGUCGUGACGUCUCUACACGAGUACAUAUGUAAAGGCGAACGCUACCCGCUACACCUACGCACGACACCGCCAGCCUACGCGCCCGCCUUCCCGAAACUCACGAUCCACGACCUUUUCGCAUCCGCGUCCGCAUCAUCAACACCCGCACCCGUUUCCCUACCCGCACCGCAACAACCCACCAAAGCCGAACAACCAGAAAAACGCGGUCUAUCCCUCCUAGACUCCAUCUUCGCAUCCGCCACGCCUGCUCCUCAGUCCCAAACCCCAGCGCCAGCGCCAGCGCCGAGCACAGGCCACGCACUGCUGGACUCGAUAUUCGCAUCGGCUUCUCCCGCGCCAGCACCUGUGACAGCGCCGAUCCAUUCUUCGUCCUCCGCGCACGAGAUCCACAGUCCGAAACCGGCAGUCGCGGCGCUCCCGCAGAUUCUAACGCAGGACGUCAUACACCAGCUUCUCGGCGCGCCUCCUCCCACAUCCGACCUCGUACCCACCUCAACAUCUACACUCCCAAGCGCUGGGCUCGGUCUUCCGCCAGGUCUUCUUCCAUCCAACGCGGUAUCCGCGCCUAUAGAGCACUCGCGCGAAGCAGCGACAGAAUCAGGCGCGGGAAGCACGAACGCAGCGGACGAGCUGAAGAGGAUGUUACAGCUCCCUACAUCAUCUGGAGGUGCAGGAGCGGGCGCUCAACAGUCCAUAUCUGGAGAUCGGACGCCUAGAGCUCAAGAAGCGCCCAGGGCGGCGCCUAUCGGUGCGCGCGCUAUGCCGCCGCCGUCGCCGCGUGUGCGGCCUGUGAGCGUUGUACCGGCGCUGGCGGAUGGUCUUGCCAAGAACGGUGUGGCUGGAGGAGGAGGGGUGUCGGUGUUGAAGGAUGUGUUGACGGCAAAUGACGGUGGUGUGGGGAGUAGGGCGGGCACACCGAGGAGAUUGGUGCCGUUCCAUGAUAAUAGUACGGCGUGGCCGUACCCGCGCGCACCGCUCGACGAUCGGGACAGCGACGAAGAUACGGGCGUCAUCGAGCUCGAUUUCAGCGAGACGGCUCUCUUAUCCACACCCGACGCUUUACCCUCCUCACACCAUCAUCACCAUGCACACGCACGCGGUCCCAGUCUAGACGGCACGAUCGGAAGUGGAGAGGGUGGAGAGGGCAAGAAGAAGAAAAGUCGACGGGCGUUGAAGAGGGAAAAGGAGAGGGCUGAGAGAGCCGCGAUCGAAGGGGGCUGGGACGCCCCGCCCGCUGUGGCCGAUCCGAGCAGUACGGUGCCGGUCGACGCUGAUAAGCCGCUCGACCUCAACGCGCUGGGUCCGGAUUCGCCUGUUUCGACUUCGAGUCGGGCGUCGAAGAGGGGUGCUGGUGUUGUGAACGGGCUUCAUCAGAAGGGGAAGGGCUCCGUGAAUGGCGUUCAUGCGCAGGGACAGCCUGGGGUGUUGAACUUGAAUGGCGCUGGGGGAGGGACGAAGAUCGAUAUGCAAACGUUGUUUGCGAGUGUACCGUCUACGCCUGCGGUACCCGUACCGGCUGUCCCGGUCAAUGAGAUUGGAAGGUGGGCGGCGGGUGUUAUGCCUGCUGGAUUGAGUCGGGAUGCGUUUAUCGGGGAGGUUGCGAGGCGCGUGCUGGCCGAUGGUGCUGUUGUUGAUAGUAUGUAUGCGCUGUACCGACGUGGCCAGUGA
Peniophora sp. CBMAI 1063 is the source of this 2349-nucleotide messenger RNA. The record is from the annotation of a GenBank genome assembly. Lineage: Eukaryota; Fungi; Basidiomycota; Agaricomycetes; Russulales; Peniophoraceae.